AUGUCUGACCCUCCGAAGGAUCUGCUUGAUGGUAUCUCCGGCGCCCUCGCGUCGGAGGGGAGCGUCUUGCAGAUGAUCUUGGUGACGUUCAUCGGCCUGUCCUGCUACAACGUCGCGGAAUUGGUAGUGCUGGUGCCCUCCACCUUUCGUCGCUGGCGAGGUCUCUACUUCUGGUCCCUGCUGAUAUCAGGUUGCAUUGGGGUCGUGCCUUACUCCAUUGGGUUCUUGAUGAAGUUUUUCACCCGCGCUGACUCGGUCUUAUCCGUCACCGUCCUGACCGUUGGCUGGUGGACGAUGGUGACUGGGCAAUCUAUCGUGCUCUACUCACGCCUCCAUCUGGUUCUUCGGGAUGACCGGAUCCUGCGCCGUGUGUUGCAUCUCAUUGUUGCCAAUUUCUUCCUGCUGCAUGUCCCUACCACAAUCCUAACCUAUGGCGCGAACAUUAUCCACAGCAGCGACAUCGUCUGGGUCGAAGGCUACAACAUUAUGGAGAAGAUCCAGCUGACCGGCUUUACCAUCCAAGAAAGCUUGCUGUCAACUCUCUACGUGAUCGAAACAGUCAAACUUCUACGGCUGGGCGCCGAAGCGACCACCCGACCAGGCGCGCGAUCCAUCAUGUACCAGCUCAUCGGCAUCAACUGCGCCAUCAUCACUAUGGACCUACUCUUGCUUGGGCUCGAGUACGCGAACUUUUAUGCAGUGCAGAUCACUCUGAAGGGGUUUAUCUACUCGCUCAAACUCAAGCUCGAGUUUGCUGUGCUCGGCCGUCUUGUUGAUCUCAUUCAAGGGUCCCGCCAUCCCGUCUCCAUCGCCAUCGCCGAUACGUUGCCCCUCUGCUCUUUCCAGCGUCCACCCGAGAGACCCGAGCGACCGAAUGAGCAGCCUUGUGAGCCCAAAGGAUUUUUGACACCGCUGGACCAGGUGCGGGUGGUCGAAAGUCGGGUUUUCGUGGAGUCGGAGAUUGUGAAUUCAUGA
Penicillium macrosclerotiorum is the source of this 975-nucleotide messenger RNA. RefSeq lists its product as uncharacterized. The record is from RefSeq and is a predicted model, not a curated record. NCBI's taxonomy places the organism in Eukaryota, Fungi, Ascomycota, Eurotiomycetes, Eurotiales, Aspergillaceae. The coding region runs from base 1 to 975 and encodes 324 amino acids. The transcript has a single exon.